This is a messenger RNA of Pectinophora gossypiella (pink bollworm), 1104 nucleotides long. RefSeq lists its product as uncharacterized. NCBI's taxonomy places the organism in Eukaryota, Metazoa, Arthropoda, Insecta, Lepidoptera, Gelechiidae. The transcript has a single exon. The record is from RefSeq and is a predicted model, not a curated record. The coding region runs from base 1 to 1104 and encodes 367 amino acids.
AUGGGGAAAGGCGCAAAAAAACGUAAAAAGAAAAUUGAUUCUGAGGAGGCCGGGUCUGAUAGUUCGGCAGACUAUAAUUCAAUGAAGUCAUUUGAAGUAGAACCUCCAAAGGAUAAGUAUGAAGUCUUCAAGAUUCCUGAUUAUGUUCGAUAUUAUCCAGAAGAUGGCGGCAACUUUGAAUAUGUUGUCUUCAUGGAAAGUACGAAGCCUGAGCAACCUCUGGGUGCUCGAGAUAUGAUGUCCCUUGCAAAUUCCCUGAAAAGAUACAAUAAAGGAGUGAAACAGCUGCAAAGAAUAAAUAAAUUUAAAAUUGGAGUCAUAUUUGAGCGGCCCGGCCUGGCGAACGCUGCUCUAACAAAUAAAAAAUUUUUGGAUUCGCAUAAUCUGAAAGCGUCGAUACCAGCGUCCUCAAGUGAGGUCACUGGUGUAAUAACUCACGUGCCUACAGACCUCUCUAAUGAACAAAUAUAUUCUGCAUUGACAUCAACCAAAAACAUUGUCACUAUUCGAAGAUUUAUGAGACGUGUCAAAAACGAUUUUGGAGAGUUCAAUUUAGAGCCAACAAAGACUGUAUCCAUAACUUUUUCAUGCCCAAAUUUACCCGAAAGUGUUGACCUCAACAGCUGGCGGUUCGAGCUUCGUCCGUAUAUUCCACCAGUUAAACAAUGCUUGAAGUGUUUGCGGUAUGGACAUAUCGCAAAGUUUUGUAAAAAUGCUGAACGCUGCUCCAUCUGCGGUGAGUCUCACAAUUUUAAAGUUUGCACCAAGCUACCCAAGGAUGCUUCUUGUUGUCACUGCAAAGGAAAUCAUAUAGCUAUAUCAUCUCAAUGUCCAGUCAAAAAAGAACAAAUAGAAUUAAACAAACAGAAAGUGGAGACCAGAUCGUAUGCCUCUAUAAUUAACCAGAAGUCCUUCCCUCCGUUGAAGCAACAUCCAACUGACCUCCUAGCAUCUUUACUUAACUCAGAUCAAAUACUAAACAUGGUUGUGGAAUCAGUGGUGAAGCUGGUUGCUAUGCACAAAAAUAGUGAGGCAUCAAUUUGCUCACAAAGUAUUAAGGACACGCUCUUGGAUACUAUAAAGAGAAACAAGAAAUCUCAAUAG